AUGCUUCCUCGAUUAGCUUCACAACGAGUUUUGGCGGUUUGCCUAUUACUUUGCACUAUUCUUUUAUUGACGCGAAUCGCUUUUUUCACGCCGGAAACAAAUGCCGAUCGGAUACGGAGUGUUUCUCACGGAAAUCAACCAUUUGUUCAUCCGAAAUCUCUAAACGAAUUGGAAAAAGCUGCAUCGAUGGAACAAAAGCUGGAUGUGACCAUUUGUGAGUUCGAUCCGGAAUGCAAAUCACCUGAACUGGUGGUCAAACUUGGCACUGAGACACAUCACUCCUCACCGUUUGGAUGUUUAAAUGAUAUCAAAAUUUUCGAAGCAAAAGAUCUCAAGAAAGGACUGAAUGUCGUUGUUUUGAGUGAGGAGUUGAUGGUGGAAAAGUUGAUGACGUUUGACGUCGAAAAGACUGACGAGAAGUUGAUCAGUUGGCUUCAGGAUUUUCGAGAACAUCGAGCUAUUCUGGUUGUCUCGUUGGGUGAUGUGGCCGAACAUAUCUCUCCAGAUGCACGAAAAUUACUGAGUUUAUUUGGCGCAAAGAAAAUUCAUGAUUGGCGUCACGGUGACGCCUAUGCACUUUUGGGUCAAUGGGGUCUCGUUGAAGGGAAUGCUCUGGAAAUGACAUCCCCGCUUUCGGAAGAGAUCUCUCCAGCAUCGAUGCUCAACGAUUGUUACGGAUUUCCGUUAGGCGAUCUCCGCAAUGUCUCUUAUCUACAAAAUGGAGGAGUUGUUAGAGUCGAUGAGUCGAUUUUGGCCGAUUUCUUGGAGCCCGUUCGAAGUGAUGUGAGAUUGGGCGAGUUUUGGGAGAAUUGCGGCAGAGAUCAACCAUGCGGGAGUGAAGAGAUGCCGAUGCACUUCUACUCGGGCCAGAACAAGGAUGACACGCCGAAGAUGUGUGUGGCUGAAAAAUACGUGUUUUCGAAAGAUCUAAACGCUGGUGGUCGAGGGUUGAAUGUGGCGGUGAUCGAUCCGAAGAGUCGAGCUGUCGUCCGUGUUGGCCAUUUUGACACGUAUGAACAAGAAAGCAGUGGCCUUGAGCGCUUUUUGGAUCUCGUUGAGCCUGGCCAAAUCGUGGCCGCUGUGAGCUUCGAUGAAGCGUCCACAAUGUUAUCCGAAAUGGCGAAAAGGAUUCUUUACGAGUUGGGCUCUUCAAUGAUCGAUCGGAUCAAAUUUCGGGCCGCUUGGUACUUUGUCGGCCAAAAGGGCAUCAACGCGUACACACCGUUUGAGGAUCUCAACUACCCGACGGGGAACAAUUGGGCGACGCCGAUCAAAACGUGGAUUUGUGUGCCGAUUUCGUUAUCCGGCCACAAGGACUCAAUGAUGCGCGUCGUUCGGCAAAACAUUCCGAAGCGACAUUUUUGCGCGAAAUACGAUGGACACGAUGGCUUUUGCAAUGACAAAGUUGUUGAUACUCCGAUCACUCCACGACCAUUGCUGAAAACCGAGCGACACACGGAUCCAAUUUUCAACGUCCCCAUCAUUAUUGCUACGGGCAUCGAUUUCAACUCUUUACGUGUCACUUUGGAGUCGGUGAUGGCCCAACCGGGGAUCAACACACAGAUGCUCCUUGUCGCACACAACUCUCAAUAUAAAGAAGCGGCUGAUUUGGCGACUCUUUUCCACGCGAAACCGCUCUCAUUAAACGCAAGCAGCGAUUAUAAUGAAAUCGUUCGAAUGUCUGUUGAGGCAGCUUUUGCUCUUUUCCCUAAAGCAACCGAAGUGAUCGUCAUCGAGGAAGAUACAGUUCUCACGAAUGAUUUCCUUUCAUCUGUCUCUCAACUAUUGCCGAUUUUUCGAGCCGAUCAAAAGAUCGCAAUUAUACAGGGAUUCAACUACAAUGGUUUCCUCCGUCUCUCCCAUGAUCCUCAUUUAAUCUAUCGAGUCGAGAAUCACUCACCCGCUUACGCAUAUUUGAUGAAGAGAGACGCCUACACGAGGGGGAUUCGAUGGAAUCCCGAUUGUUGUCACCGACUCCAUCAUUGGUCGAUGAAAGAUUGGGAAGCGCUAGUUUUUGAUCUUUCUCGUUCGUCAAUCACAAAUCCCGACUCGAAUGUCGGCGCUACCGAUUUGCCGGUGAAAAAAGCGGAGAGAAGAGCAAGCGAUUCUGAAUACGAGCUAGAUCUAAAACCGAUCUCGACACAGGAAAACUAUCAAGCAUCUAUCUUUGAAAGAAUGCGAAAUUCGACGGUUUUUGGAGCAAAUCAAACAUCUUUGUGGAGUUCUUGUAAGGAAGGCGGAUUUUCGACGUUGAUCGACAAUUUGUUUGCGGGAAUGGAUCAGAGCGAUUUCGUCAUUGAAUACACGACAAACGAGGAGCUCGGCCACUUAUUGGAUUGUUUUAACGCCGUUCACUUCCCCGAUUUUGUUCCCGGAAAGUUUCGAAAGUUUACAAGAUUUUUCAUCGACGACAUUCAUGUGAUACUCAGACGUGUU
Molecule: messenger RNA, 2436 nt
Organism: Mesorhabditis belari
Lineage: Eukaryota; Metazoa; Nematoda; Chromadorea; Rhabditida; Rhabditidae
Source: the annotation of a GenBank genome assembly